Molecule: messenger RNA, 4988 nt
Organism: Durotheca rogersii
Lineage: Eukaryota; Fungi; Ascomycota; Sordariomycetes; Xylariales; Xylariaceae
Exons: 4
Coding region: 79-4659 (1526 amino acids)
Biological process (GO): nucleosome organization; regulation of transcription by RNA polymerase II
Cellular component (GO): nucleus; chromatin
Molecular function (GO): ATP hydrolysis activity; chromatin binding; DNA binding
Source: RefSeq, a predicted model, not a curated record
CAUAUAUGUGGUGUUCCCGUACCGAAUCUGUGCUAACCUUGCCGUCUUACACAGCGGACAGGCGUGUCCAGCACGAAUAUGUCGAGCUCACCGGAGCCUAGCUUCGUCAAUGGCCGUACGUCGCCGGAGACGGGGGCGGGCGCGAGAAUAAUCCUUGAUGACCGUGUUAGCGAGAGCGACCUGUCCGAUGUGAAUGAGAAUGCCGCUCUUCCAGAAUCUCCAUCCCCGUCUCCCGCUCACGACGAAUCACCCCGAGAUGUCGACGUCGAGCCAGACCCGGAUUCUCCCGCGGAUGCUGGCUCCAGUGGAAAUGAUGACAAUAAUGCCUCAGAUGAUGCCGACUUUGAUAUGGAGGAUAGCCCCGCUCCUUCGCAGAGUGACGCGCCUCAGGAUGAGAGAUCGACUUCCGAUAGCUCCCGUCGCGUCCCUAAGCGAAAAGUUGGCGUAGAUGAGGACGAAUACAUCCGAGAAAACCCAGAGCUCUAUGGGUUAAGGAGAAGCUCUCGUCCCACGAAGCAGCCAAAAGUUAUCGAGUCUGACGAGGACGAUGAAUCCGACUCGGACGUAGUUCCCACGAACCGUCGAACGAAGAAGCUCCGGGUAGAGCAGGUCUCGCGACAAUCUUCUAAACGAGGUACGCCUGCGAGACAAACGCCCGCUGACGACUCCGAUUCCGAUACCUACGGCGGAGCUCGUGCUCGGACGCUCAUAAAGAAGGCUCGCCGCCAACAGGCCCAACCCCAGUCGAUGCUGUAUGCCGAGAAGCGAUGGUCAAACCGAAGAGCUGCCCAGCAAGUACAGACCUACCACGAAAGCGACAUUGACGAAGAGGAUGAGUCUGAACUCACGCCCAACUACUGGGGCGGCGAGGACCUUGCCGAGGACAAUCGAUACAUCGAAAAGGUGGUCGGUCAUCGAGUCAUAGAUGGCGGCGAGCUAGCUCAGGAUGCUACACGGGAUGAUUUUGAAUACAAUAUCAAAUGGCAGGGAGAGUCCUACCUCCACAAUACGUGGGAUACCCUGGAGACUCUACGUGGAUAUCGCGGAUUCCGCAAACUCGAAAAUUACUAUAAGCGGACCAUCGAGUACGAGAUUGACCUCAAGUUUGCCGGCGAUGACAUACCCCCAGAAACCCGCGAGCAGUACAUGCUCGACAAGGAGCGCGAACAGGAUGCGCUAGAGGACUACACCAAGGUAGAGCGGGUGGUCACUCAGCGAAGCGGCGAGGAAGGCAGGGAAUACUUUGUCAAAUGGAAAGGGUUGACCUACGAACACUGCACGUGGGAACAGGCCUCCACCAUCAGUGCCACCGCUCAGGAUAAAAUUGACCAAUUUCUCGACCGGCAGUCGAGAUCGUGGACGUCAGAUCGAUACGAAUCCAACACCGCGACGCGAGGCAAGUUCUCCAAACUUGAUAAGCAGCCCGACUACAUCAAGGGUGGUGAGCUCAGGGGAUUUCAGCUUACGGGGCUGAACUUCCUCUGCCUAAAUUGGUGCCGUGCGAACAAUGUCAUCCUCGCGGAUGAGAUGGGUCUCGGGAAGACUGUGCAGACUGUCUCGUUCUUGAGCUGGCUACGCAACGAUCGCAAGCAAGAAGGCCCGUUCCUAGUCGUUGCGCCUCUGAGUGUCAUUCCUGCUUGGUGCGAUACCUUCAAUCUGUGGACUCCCGAUCUCAAUUAUGUCGUUUACCUAGGCAACGCCGAGGCGCGCAGCACCAUCCGCGACUAUGAGCUGAUGUUCAACAGCAAUCCCAAGAAACAUAAGUUCAACGUCCUCGUCACGUCGUACGAGUACAUAUUGAUGGACGCAGACUUUUUAAGAUCGAUCAAGUGGCAGGCGCUCGCCGUCGACGAAGCCCAUCGUCUAAAGAAUAAAGAGUCGAAGCUGUAUUCCGAACUGGUGAGCUUCGGCGCCCCGGCCAGAGUCCUGAUCACUGGCACUCCGAUCCAGAACAAUCUGGCCGAAUUAUCGUCGCUUCUAGACUUCCUAAACCCCGGCAAGGUUCACAUCGACGAGGAUCUCGAGACGCUAGCGUCAGUGGAUGCACAAGCGAAGCUUCAAGAUCUUCACGCCUCAAUUGCGCCCUUCAUCUUGAGGAGAACCAAAGAGACGGUCGAAUCAGACCUCCCACCCAAAACUGAGAAGAUAAUUCGAGUGGAGCUAUCGGAUGUCCAGCUCGAGUACUAUAAGAAUAUCCUCACCAGAAAUUACGCUGCUCUUAAUGAAGGGAACAAUGGCCAGAAGUCGUCGCUGUUGAACAUUGUCAUGGAGCUCAAGAAAGUCAGUAACCACCCGUACAUGUUCCCCGGGGCAGAAGAAAAGGUCCUCAAUGGCAGCGAACGGCGCGAAGACCAGAUUAAGGGCCUCAUUGCCAGCAGCGGCAAGAUGAUGCUGCUCGACCAGCUCCUUGCCAAGCUUAAGAAGGACAAUCACCGCGUGUUGAUCUUCAGCCAGAUGGUCAAGGUACUCGAUAUCCUGGGGGAUUAUCUCAGGCUUCGUGGGUAUCAGUUCCAGCGACUCGACGGUACCAUCGGGGCCGGCCCGAGACGUCUGGCGAUAAACCAUUUCAACGCCGAAGAUAGCGCCGAUUUCUGCUUCCUCCUCUCGACGAGAGCCGGAGGUUUGGGCAUCAAUCUGAUGACUGCGGACACCGUCAUCAUCUUUGAUUCCGACUGGAACCCCCAGGCGGAUCUUCAAGCCAUGGCUAGAGCUCACCGUAUCGGCCAGAAAAAACCCGUGACGGUGUACCGUCUUGUCUCCAAGGAGACCAUCGAAGAGGAAGUCCUUGAGCGAGCUCGGAAUAAGCUUUUACUCGAAUACCUUGCGAUCCAGGCCGGUGUUACGGAUGACGGCAAGGCCUUCAGAGAAGAGUUUAAGCAGAAAGGCCUCAGGAUCGAUGAAGCGAAAUCCGCCGAUGACAUCCAGUGGGUUCUGAAAAUGCGAUCUCAGAAGAUGUUCGAGCAGUCUGGAAAUCAGCAACGGCUGGAGCAACUCGACAUCGACUCUAUCUUGGAGAAUGCCGAAGUCACAAAGACCAAGGUCGACGACAAGAUGAACCUCAGCACUGGCGGUAUCGAUUGGGACAAUUUCAUGCAGUACACCGACGUCAAGGUCGAUGAUCUUACCCUGGAUUGGGAUCAGAUUAUACCAGCGGACCAGCUAGCAGCCAUCAAGGCCGAGGAGGAGAAGAAGAAGGAAGAUGAGUAUCUCGCGAGAGAGAUGGAGGCUAACGCCCCACGUCGGGCAGCGCUGAAAAGUUCCAGACCGAACGGUGACUCCGGGAGAGCGGAGCGGAUUGCGAAGAAGCGAGAGCGAGAACAGCAAAAACAGGAAGAACUGGAGGAGCAACGGGCCAUGUUGUCUGAUCCCCGACGACCACUGAACGAGAAGGAGACGCGCAAUCUCAUCAGAGCUUUCAUGCGAUACGGGUUCAUCGAAGAUCGCCCGGACGAGUUACUACGCGACGCCCGCCUCAGCGACCGCGACCGCGACUUUAUAGGUGAAUUGCUCCACGACCUCGUUGCUAUGUCUCGCGAGGCGGUAGAGAGGAACAACGACGAAAUCCGUGCCCAGGAGCAGCAAACCAAGAAGAAGAUGACCAAGAAGGACAUCAAGGCCGUCAUGUUCGAUUUCGGCGAAGUCAAGAAGAUCAACGCCGAAACUAUCCUAGAACGACCGCCGCAGCUGCAACUCCUCCGGCGUGUUAUCAGGGAACUGCCCGAUUUUCGAACAUUCCGCCUGCUGGACGCGACCAAAGCGGCGCAUUACAGUUGCGAAUGGGAAGCUAGAGAGGACGGCAUGCUUCUCGUCGGCAUUGACCGGUACGGCUUUGGUGCGUGGACUCAGAUCCGCGACGACAGAGAAUUGGGGAUGCAGGACAAGUUCUUCCUCGAAGAGCAUCGCAUCGAGAAGAAACAAGAGCGGGAGCAAGCCGAGACCAAAGGCGCCAAGGCUCCUGGCGCCGUCCACCUAGUUCGUCGCGCGGAGUACCUGCUGUCGGUACUGACCUCGGUCCAUUCGGACGAUGUCAAUGCUCAGAAGGCUGUCGAAAAUCAUCACCGCAACAACAAGAAGACAGCUCAUGCGAUGCCUAACGGACAUCGACGGCCAGAAAAGGGCGGGUCUAUCUCAGCUUCGCCAGCUCCCCAGAGCUCCAAGAAACCGUCGCAUCAUCGGGACAGAGAUCACGACCGCUCUCACUCUCGCGGAGACCACCACCGCUCCCGUAGCAGCAUCGGAGACGGUAGCACACCUCGACCCGACACGAAGCGGAAGCACAACGGCGAAGCAGACGAACGCCGUCACAAGCACAGACGAAUCGAGGAGCUUCGCCGGUCUGACAUCAGCCAGCGGCAGGCCGAGGAGGAAGACGACGAACGGAAUGCACCCGUUAUCGAAGCGCUCAUGCAGCCGAUAUGGACACACGUAGAGAAGGUCGAAUCCUGUACUAAGGCGAACAUACCCGUCGCGAAAUCCCGAGCGAAGGUGCUCAAGUCUGAGAUCACGGCGAUCGGGGAUUUCAUCGAGGGCCUGCACAAGACUUCGGGUUUGUCGCUUGAUCAGCUCGAGGAGCUAAAACCGAAACUAUGGUACGUCACGACGAAGCCCACCUUAUUGACAAAUGCUGACUUGUGUGUGUUUCAGGAGGUUCAUUUCUAAGAGAAUUCCGGCAUCCGAGAAGCAAUCCUCUGGCAAACCGGAGAAGGAGCGGGAGAAGUCGCCAUCGCGCAAGUCGGCCCCGGAGAAGCCCGCGUCGCAAUCGACCGGUAUGACUGGGCCGCGACUGGCAGCGUUGUAUCAACAACUCAAGCAAGCCGAGAAGAACGGCGACGCCCCAAAGGCGAAGGGCUCGGACUCAGCUGCCACCAACGGCGGCUCGACCCACGGCGAGUCGACCAAGUCGGCGAAUUAGCGCACAACCUCACCGCCCGUCUCUCCUACCUAGGUCAAGCACGGCGGCUGGACAGGAGGGCCAAUCACGGGCCAAC